ACUAUUCAUAAUAAAAUCUAAAACUAUCACACCACAAAUACAGUCCACCGCUUAUCAGCAAAUUAACAUGUAUAUCAGGGCCCGAAGUCUAAAGCAUGUGGUUCGCCUGGUGCUAUCUGUGGUGCACCUUAUCCUCAUCAUAUUGUGUGUUCCCUUGGCAUUUGACGUAGGAGGAGUUUCAUGUGGCUUGCCUUUCUCCUUCACAGUAUUUUCUCUUUAUUUUGUUUUAACUUCGGUUAGACUUAUUGCAAGAAGAUCAGUUCAUUUCCGUUGGGUAUCGGUAUUAUAUUAUAUCCAGCACAUAGUUUUACCGUCUUUAUUGACUUUGUUUUUAUCUUACUACAGUUCAGAAGAAAAUAAGUCAAAGGAUCAUUUUCUUCCAGUUCAAGUAUGGAGAUAUUUUAUUGUAAAUUCUACUCCAAUAUUUACCAUUUUGGAAGGAUUCUGUUCGUUGUUACUUAUUCAAGCUAUUGGUCAAACUGUAAAUUGGCUUACAGUAUAUAAAUCGGACAGUUGGCUUAUAGUUUCCCUAGUUGGUAGUGGAUCUACUAUCACUGCUGCCUUGUACUUUUUAUACAGAAUUUAUGUGUUCCCAUUCACCCUUGAGACUAUCACAUCCUCAUUAUUGGGCUCAUUACUUACUUUAACGGUUGGUUUGGGUUUAUUUGGUAUUGUAUCUGGUAAAGGGUCCAUGAUUGAGUCAUCUUUACUUUUUGCAUACAUUGUUCGUUGCAUAUAUGAAACUUUCCCAAUCCUUUCAGAAGAUGCUAGUAAAGCCCUUACAUCCUUAUUCACUCAAACAACAAAUAAUUUAAAGAGUGAAAUCCCUUUACUCCCACCUCAAAUAACUGAUAUUGUUUCACAAUUGGUACCAUUUUUAGCUUCUAAUAUUCCUGGAUCAUUUAAAACAAUUUGGGAAUUCUUUAUUAUGGCUACUCAAAAGUUAACCUUACCAUUAUUACUUAAUUUAGCGUAUAGAAUUGGCGUAUUUUAUGCAGCAACCAAAAUCAUCCCCUCUUUAUAUCAUAGUGCCUCAUACCCUACAUCAACACCACCUAGGACACCAGCACUUCAAAGAUCCCGUCAAUCAUCAACAUCAUCAAUUUCAAACUUAUUAUUAUCGGAUGAAAAUAAUUCUCAUGGUCAACACUCUGAAGAAUCAGUAGUGGAACCAAUAGGAACUUCAGAAUCUCAUUCUAAUGACAACUCGAAGCCAACAGUUCAUCAUCAUUACAACAAAAAAUCAAAUGCUCCUCCUUCAACAAUUCUUAAACUUAUCUAUUCUUAUUCUCCAUGUAUCAUAAUAGCAGUCUAUACACAUCUAAUGAUGCUGUAUAAUGGAGAAUUGGGUACUGAACUUAAAUUAUGGGGGUUCUGGCAAGAUCAACCAGUCAUAGUAGUACAUCCUUGGCAGUUCUGGAACUGGAUAAAUAUGACAACAACCUUGAUCCUUUAUGCUGCCGAAUUAAUGGGUAAUAAUGGAUCUCAAGGUGGAACUGCCUUAACAAGUCAUUGGAAAAUUGAGUAAUUUCUGAAAUAAUCAUACUUGAAAGUAUAAUUCUACUAUACUCCAGUUGAUUUAGAUGUUGCUUAAUUUGCACAUGUUUAUGUUGUAUUAUAUAUAUGAGAGCAUUUUGGAGAGUCGAUCGAUCCUUAUUCAUACAAAACAAAAUACCCCAGUACGAGUCCUCCUUUUUAAUGACAGCAUGAUUUUUGCCAUCGUUAGUUUUUUAUAUUGAUUUUCACUUGUUUAUUCAAUUCUUUUUUGCAUGGCCUCUCUUUCUGGUCUUUACAUGGGUUUAUAUUAUUACUAUUAUUUAUAUUAUUAUUUCAA
[Candida] anglica is the source of this 1834-nucleotide messenger RNA. NCBI's taxonomy places the organism in Eukaryota, Fungi, Ascomycota, Pichiomycetes, Serinales, Debaryomycetaceae. The record is from the annotation of a GenBank genome assembly.